Nannospalax galili (Upper Galilee mountains blind mole rat) is the source of this 1971-nucleotide messenger RNA. Its product is annotated as monocarboxylate transporter 4. Gene Ontology annotation, cellular component: membrane. The transcript is spliced from 4 exons. Gene Ontology annotation, biological process: transmembrane transport; monocarboxylic acid transport. NCBI's taxonomy places the organism in Eukaryota, Metazoa, Chordata, Mammalia, Rodentia, Spalacidae. The record is from RefSeq and is a predicted model, not a curated record. Gene Ontology annotation, molecular function: monocarboxylic acid transmembrane transporter activity. Bases 55 to 1452 code for a protein of 465 amino acids.
GAGUCAGCACUGUUUCCUCUUGCUCAGGGUAAGGCGGAACCAGCCCUCCUGACGAUGGGAGGAGCUGUGGUGGACGAGGGUCCCACGGGCAUCAAGGCCCCCGAUGGAGGCUGGGGCUGGGCCGUCCUCUUUGGUUGUUUCGUCAUCACUGGCUUCUCCUACGCCUUCCCCAAAGCGGUCAGUGUCUUCUUCAAGGAGCUCAUGCAUGAGUUUGAUAUUGGCUACAGCGACACGGCCUGGAUCUCCUCCAUCCUGCUGGCCAUGCUAUACGGAACAGGCCCACUCUGCAGUGUGUGUGUGAACCGCUUCGGCUGUCGGCCUGUCAUGCUUGUGGGUGGCCUCUUCGCAUCCCUGGGUAUGGUGGCUGCAUCCUUCUGCAGGAGCAUCAUCGAGAUCUACCUCACCACGGGAGUCAUCACUGGCUUGGGUCUGGCUCUCAACUUCCAGCCCUCUCUCAUCAUGCUCAACCGAUAUUUCAACAAGCGGCGUCCUAUGGCCAACGGACUGGCAGCGGCGGGCAGCCCCGUGUUCCUGUGUGCACUGUCUCCCCUAGGGCAGCUGCUGCAGGACCACUAUGGCUGGCGGGGUGGCUUCCUCAUCUUGGGGGGCUUGCUGCUCAACUGCUGUGUGUGUGCUGCACUCAUGCGGCCGCUGGCAGCCCCCCGGAAGGACGGAGGAUCUGGGCCCCAGCGGUCAUCGAGGCGCCUGCUAGAUCUGAGCGUCUUCCGGGAUCGUGGCUUCCUCCUUUAUGCAGUGGCUGCCUCCAUCAUGGUGUUGGGGCUGUUUGUGCCGCCUGUUUUUGUGGUGAGCUACGCUAAGGACCUGGGUGUGCCUGAUACGAAGGCUGCGUUCCUGCUCACCAUCCUGGGCUUCAUUGACAUCUUUGCACGGCCCACGGCCGGCUUCAUCACGGGGCUCAAGAAGGUGCGACCCUACUCUGUCUACCUCUUCAGCUUUGCCAUGUUCUUCAAUGGCUUCACUGACCUGACAGGCUCCACAGCCAGCGACUAUGGCGGCCUGGUGGUCUUCUGCAUCUUCUUUGGGAUCUCGUAUGGCAUGGUGGGGGCUCUGCAGUUUGAGGUGCUCAUGGCCAUUGUGGGCACCCAGAAGUUCUCCAGUGCCAUUGGUCUUGUGCUGCUGCUGGAGGCAGUGGCUGUGCUCAUCGGACCCCCAUCGGGUGGUAAACUGCUGGAUGCGACGCACAUCUACAAGUAUGUGUUCAUCCUGGCGGGGGCUGAGGUGCUCACCUCCUCCCUCGUGCUGCUGCUGGGUAACUUCUUCUGCAUUGGGAAAAGGCCCGAGGCGUCACAGCCUGAGGCGGUGGCCUCAGAGGAGAAGCUCCACAAGCCCCCUGUGGACGUGAGGGUGGACUCGAGGGAGGUGGAGUACUUCCUGAAGGCAGAGCCUGAGAGAAAUGGGGAGGUGGUUCACACCCCGGAAACCAGCGUGUGAGCAAACCAUCAUGAGCAGCCUGGCCGGGCAGGCGGGCGGGCAGCAGGGAAGAGGCACAGAGACUGGCAACGCUCAUAUUUAUUUCACAGACAAGACCAGCUGAGGUGGGGCCAUUGGCUCAGCUCUUGGCUGCCUGGUCAGCGGGUCAGUAUUUUGCGGGGGGAGGUGGCGGGGUGGGAACCGUGUCAUUCCAAAGUGGAUCUGUGGUGAAGCCAAGCAAGCCCCACAGUUACCAGCUGCCUGUACCAGGGACCCAGCCUGCUGGGCCCAAGCAGCCCAUGCCCCCAACUGUGGCCAAGGACCUAGAAACUUAGGAGACAACAUGACUUUAAUCAGAGGGCAGGGCUAAGACAGGCUGGCAGGUGGGUGCUGCCCACAGGAUCUUCCCUGGUGCCUGACCCCAUUGUCCUGCUCCCUGCUCUGGCCCUAGUCACCUACAAUGCCCAUCUCUGCCUGUCUAGGGGACAAAGCUCCUUCCACCUGAGAGGGUUGAAAUAAACGGGUACGUGGGAAAAACCA